This is a messenger RNA of Alternaria hordeiaustralica, 1014 nucleotides long. RefSeq lists its product as uncharacterized. The coding region runs from base 1 to 1014 and encodes 337 amino acids. Lineage: Eukaryota; Fungi; Ascomycota; Dothideomycetes; Pleosporales; Pleosporaceae. The record is from RefSeq and is a predicted model, not a curated record. The transcript is spliced from 2 exons.
AUGCUCAAUAUACCCGACACGGGUUCUGGUCACGUCACGCAAGACUUGCGGUUCGUUGCGCCGGAGGGCGAUGAUGGGUAUACGCAUACGCACGACAAGAAAGAAGAAGGAAAAGAAACGAGCAAAGGGUUGAUGCCGAAAUACCUCUACACGUGCCUGAUGGAUGACAUUGCGUUUCUAAAGACAGAAGCAUACAUGGGUGUCAGUCGAAGACUGAACCUGGAAAAGAGCAGGACGUUAGAGGAGGGGGAGGUGGGCGUGGGGUUUCUGGAAGAGGAGGGAGAAGGAGAGGAGAAGAUGGUGUUUGAUAUCGUGGAUGCCCAAUUCGCUGUCGUCGAGCGCAAUGCGCUCGAAUCGCCUCUAUUGCGUCUACCCCGUGAACUGCGCGAUCUCAUAUGGACCUUUACCUUUACGGGAACUGCAAAACCCGCUUGCAAGGAGGUUUCCCGAUACUCUCCAUUCCGCGUCCUUACGGUAUGCCGACAAAUCUACACCGAAGCUAUCAGUCUGGCGGGUCCAUUCCUUACCUGGUCUUUCAUAUGCCUGCGAGACUACGAAUCCUUCUUCUGGGACAUAAUAUAUAGUGAAGGACCAAAGCACAAGAUCCGCUUAGUACACUCCAUCCAGAUUGGCGUCGAUCCUUCGGAUCUAUACAUGCUAGCCCAGAUAGUAGAUCCGGGGACUGACGAUGAUGUGGAUGAUGAAACGGGCGAAUACCGUCCCACGCUCCGUGCUUUCGAGAAUCUAACGCAUGUGGAACUACUACUGUCCGCUACGGGGUUCUUUGCGGAUUCUGAUAACGAAGACGACGAGGAAGCUGAAGAGGUCGAGCCAACCCGGUAUGAGAGCGAAUAUAUCGAGGAAUCCAGAGUCAACUUCACCAAAACUAUGGAACGGAAGCUUCCUAGUGUGCGUGUAACGUACAAGGAUUUCGAUGACAGCUCGGCAAUGAAAAGGUUCUGGACAACGCAAGAUCCCAAGGAGUUGAUUCUGCGGACGUCCUCUGGUCGGUGA